Molecule: messenger RNA, 252 nt
Organism: Adineta steineri
Lineage: Eukaryota; Metazoa; Rotifera; Eurotatoria; Adinetida; Adinetidae
Source: the annotation of a GenBank genome assembly
AUGUUCGGUGGACAACCUCAACAACAGCAACAACAACAACAACAAUAUUAUACAAUUGGUACGAGAAAUCAAAUGCCCGCUACUAAUUAUGGUCAAAACUAUGCUUUUCUUAACACCGGUCGAUCUCCAUUUGAUGGUUAUGCUCAGCAAAAUUAUAGUAAUUUUUCUGGUCAAGGUUUUGCUAAUAUGGGUCAACAACCUGCAAGCUUUGCAAAUCAAUUCAGUUCACCAUAUGGAUACAAUUGGUAUUAA